Molecule: messenger RNA, 1578 nt
Organism: Prunus persica (peach)
Lineage: Eukaryota; Viridiplantae; Streptophyta; Magnoliopsida; Rosales; Rosaceae
Exons: 2
Coding region: 1-1578 (525 amino acids)
Source: RefSeq, a predicted model, not a curated record
AUGCGUGCAGAAGACGUGGAGAAGCUUGUGAAUAACCGACUUCGAGACUUAAAGAUUGGCGGAAAUUUCGAAGAUGCACUACGCAUUGAGGUAGACCGAGCAAACUCCUCACCUUUCACCGUCAAAAUGGAGCAGGCUGCUCCCCCGAAACGAUUCUCAACGCCCUCUUUCACAUGCUUCAAAGGCGAUUCCGACCCCGAAAGUCAUUUGAAGCAUUUCAAGAGCCUUAUGAUCCUCUACAAAGUCGAAGAUGCGCUAAUCUUCAAGGAGCUUACUUACGUCUUCACUAAAGAAUACACUUCUUAUCGGACGAUCAAGAAGAACCCUGACCAUCUGUUCAACCUGCGCAAGAAGCCCGAGGAAUCCCUUCGAGAUUACAUCAAGAGGUUCAAAGCAGAAAAAGCCAACAUCGUAGGGUGCGAUGACCAAAUCGCAUCCUCUGCAUUCAAGAAAGGUCUUCCAGCAGAACAUGACUUAUAUCGUGAGCUGACUAUCGCUCCCAGCCAGACUCUGGCAGAGGUCUUCACGACCGCAGAACGCUACGCACUCUGGGAUGACGAUCGAAUCGCAGCGAAGAAGUCCACUGAGCAGGAAGAUCGACCAGCCAAACGGGCAGAACAAAGAGGCGACAGGCUUGGCAGCAGGGACGAAGACAAAGGCAGGCCACGCCCACAAAGAGAGGCCACGACGAAAGAGAACUACACCAAGUUCUCCAUCCCCAUACAUCAAAUUUUAGCCCAAGUGAAGAACAAACCUUGGGUAAAAAGACCGCCACCCUUGAAAGGAGAUCCAGACAAGAGGGAUACCAGAAAAUAUUGUGCCUUCCAUGCGACACAUGGGCACAAUACGAAUAAUUGCUUUGCUUGGAAAGCGCAUCUCGAAGAACUCGUGAGAGAAGGUCAUUGCACGGAGUUCAUCGCGAAGCAGGCCAUCCAGCAGAUAGAAGACCGCGAUACCGCCAAGGAGCCACCCAAGAAGGUCAUAAGGAUUAACACAAUCCUAGCCGACUCUGAGGAGUCCGGACUGACCAACAAAGAAAAGAAGAGGAAGAUCAAACAGGCUACUAUGAUCUCCCAAGUCUCAACUAGCUUCUCACUGGCAGAAGACGAUCCCGUGAUCGGCUUUCAAAAGAAAGACUUAAUCGGCCUUCAUCUACCGCACAACGACGCCCUUGUCAUCAGCAUUCAAAUCGCUCAGGCCAUUGUCGACCGAGUCCAUGCAGAUGAGGGCAGUGCAGCCAACAUCCUACAAUUGGCAGUCGUCCAACAGAUGGGCUUAGAGGCAAAGAUCAAUAAAUCAACCAAGUCGCUGACUGGUUUCAAUGGCGCAACGACGGUUACUGUGGGCACGAUAGAUCUCGACGUCUACUCUCCAACUGUAAUCAGCUCGCAAACGUUCAUGGUCAUUGAUGAAAUCUCACCCUACAAUGGGCAUUCUAGGCAGACCAUGGAUCGCCAGAUCAACGCCAUCACUUCGCCGCACAUCAGAAGAUUCGCUACCCCAAUCCCGGGGGGCGGUAUCGCCCAGAUCAACAACGAUCAGGCAAUGCCAAGAAAAUGCUCCAGCUCCAAGGGGUGA